Branchiostoma belcheri (Belcher's lancelet) is the source of this 1115-nucleotide messenger RNA. Its product is annotated as histone H3-like. The coding region runs from base 93 to 503 and encodes 136 amino acids. Gene Ontology annotation, cellular component: nucleosome. The transcript has 3 exons. The record is from RefSeq and is a predicted model, not a curated record. NCBI's taxonomy places the organism in Eukaryota, Metazoa, Chordata, Leptocardii, Amphioxiformes, Branchiostomatidae. Gene Ontology annotation, molecular function: structural constituent of chromatin; DNA binding; protein heterodimerization activity.
AUCGUGAGCCUUUGCACUUCAGUCAGCGGAAGAGAUUUUUUUCUUUUUUUACUCCAAUUUUUUUGUUGUUCUCGGCGCUGCACUGACCUACCAUGGCUCGUACCAAGCAGACGGCCCGCAAGUCGACCGGCGGGAAGGCUCCCCGUAAGCAGCUGGCCACCAAGGCGGCGAGGAAGAGCGCCCCGGCCACCGGCGGCGUCAAGAAGCCGCAUCGCUACCGGCCAGGCACGGUGGCGCUGCGCGAGAUCCGCCGCUACCAGAAGUCCACCGAGCUGCUGAUCCGCAAGCUGCCGUUCCAGCGCCUCAUCCGGGAGAUCGCGCAGGACUUUAAGACAGACUUGAGGUUCCAGAGCUCGGCGGUUCUAGCCCUGCAGGAGGCGGCGGAGGCGUACCUGGUCGGUCUGUUCGAGGACACCAACCUGUGCGCCAUCCACGCCAAGCGGGUCACCAUCAUGCCCAAGGACAUCCAACUGGCCCGCCGCAUCCGCGGGGAGCGCGCCUAGCUCUGGGAACGACGACCCGGGUCACGUGCUCACUUGUACAUAGAACUCUUGGGAACGAGAAGCUCACCGUGGCAGCUAGUUUUGUACAGUAUAUGUUGAAUAAUUAACUUAAGUGUAGUAACGGUCAAAUGUAGACAGAAAUGGCGUUAAAACGUGUGGUAAAGGCGAGGAUACCACAUAUUUAGUUAAGUUGCCGUUAACAUGGAAUUAACUGAACUGCAAGGCUCUUUUUGUCCGCUUUGAUUCGUCAUUUUAAAAUUUGUCCGCUAAGAAUGUUACUUGAAGUAGCCAUAGUAUAUUGCGUCCGUAUAAUGCGUUCAGUGUUCGUAAUUUGUGAAUUCUCGUUGCAUCAUCUCUGUAGAACAAUUGUAUAAUCCUCAAGCUCAACAAAUAUGUAUAUGUAUUGUAGAAAAAGUUCAUAUGAAGUUUUCGUACUGAUGAUGCAUUUGAAACAAAACUUGCGGUCAUGUUUCAUACCCCUGUGUAAAAUGCAUUUUCCACCCAAAUCCAAGUUAGUAUAUAUUUGUGUACAUCCACCAGCCAACUGACCGUUUUAUACUUCUGUUUUAUCUUUUGAGUUUGAUUUCUAAUAAAAAUAUUCUGAACGCCUAA